This is a messenger RNA of Porites lobata, 2283 nucleotides long. The record is from the annotation of a GenBank genome assembly. NCBI's taxonomy places the organism in Eukaryota, Metazoa, Cnidaria, Anthozoa, Scleractinia, Poritidae.
GUCUCUCUAAGGAACCUCUCGAGAAAAGCGUUCUUACAAGUGGAUGAACAAUCUGGAUUUAAUCUGCUCCAGGCUGCUGUCUUUGAGGGAGAAUAUGACAUUGUUUCAAAAGCUGCUGGCCUUUUGGACAACUUUGUAAAAGAGAUGGAACUUACAAAAACGGGAAAUAACGCCAAAAACUUUCCAGGAAAAACUGCAUUUGACAUCUUAUCACUUAUAGAGAGAAAAGUACUAAAUCAUUAUGGUAUCAGACGACUUUAUGAAGAGUGUGCUAAGGACAACAGUAGACUGACUGAGCUGCAGUGGGGUACAUGCAAUGAUGAUGCGGAACAGGCAGUUGAACUUGUAUUAAAUGACGAUGUUGAUGUUAAUGCCCAAGCAUCAGGCAAGGGUUACACAGCUUUAUUGUGGGCGAGUCGUUCAUCCUCGAGUCAAUUCAUUGAGACCAUCAUUGAUCUUGGGGCCGACGUUAAUGCCCACAAAGGAGAAAGCAAAGAUACACUAGAAAUGUUUCUAGUUGAUUGGAGAAACUACAUACGAACACCACUAAUGUUAGCAGCUGAUUGGAACAACUAUAUGGCUGUGUGCUUGCUUUUAAGACGUGGGGCUGGUGUAAACGUUCCGAAACGUUCUAAUUCCCCACCUUUGCACUUGGCAGUCAAAAAGAAUCACAAAAGUCUGGUCAGAUUAUUACUUGCAUACAAAGCGGAUGUAAAUAUUCAAGCUGAAGGUGACAAAACCCCGCUACACGAGUCAGUCAUAAAGGGUGACGAGAACCUCGUGAGAUUAUUUCUUGAACACAAAGCGGAUGUAAAUAUUCAAGAUAAAGAUGGCAAAACCCCGCUACAGGAGUCAGUCAUAAAGGGUGACGAAAACCUGGUGAGAUUAUUUCUUGAACACAAAGCGGAUGUAAGUAUUCGAGAUAUUUAUGGCGAAACCCUGCUGCACGUAUCAGCCCGAAAGGGUGACGUAAAGCUCGUGAGAUUAUUUCUUGAACUCAUAGCGGAUGUAAAUGUUCAAGAUAAUGGUGGAAAAACCCCGUUACACGAGUCAGUCGUAAAAGGUGACGAAAACCUGGUGAGAUUACUGCUUGAACACAAAGCGCAUGUAAAUAUUCAAGAUAAAGGUGGCAAAACCCCGCUGCACGAGUCAGUUAUAAAGGGUGACGAAAACCUGGUGAGAUUACUCCUUGAACACAAAGCGGGUGUAGAUAUUCAAGAUAAUGGUGGCAAAACCCCGCUACACGAGUCAGUCAUAAAGGGUGACGAAAAUCUCCGGGGAUUACUCCUUGAACACAAAGCGGAUGUAAAUAUUCAAGAUAAUGGUGGCAAAACCCCGCUACACGAGUCAGUCAUAAAGGGUGACGAAAACCUCGUGAGAUUACUCCUUCAACACAAAGCCGAUGUAAAUAUUCAAGAUAAAGGUGGCAAAACCCCGCUACACGAGUCAGUCAUAAAGGGUGACGAAAACCUGGCGAGAUUAUUCCUUGAACACAACGCGGAUGUAAGUAUUCAAGAUAAUGAUGGAUGUACACUACUGUACCACUCAGUCAUAAAAGGUGACGAAAACCUCGUGAGAUUGUUACUUGACCAUUACGCAGAUGUAAAUUUUCAAGACAAUCGUCGAGAAACACCACUACUUACGUCUUUCAAAAGUGGCCACAAAAACCUCGUUAGGUUGUUAGUUGAACACAACGCAAUUGUAAAUGUUCAAGAUGAAAAAGGAAAUACACCUUUGCACCAGUACGUCAUGGAGGGUGACGAAAAUCUCGUUAGAUUGUUACUUGAACAUAGGGCGGGUGUCAAUAUUCAAAAUAAAGAUGGAUAUACACCACUGCACCGUGUAGGGAACAAUGAAAACCUCUGUAGAUUGUUACUUGAACACAACGCGGAUGCAAAUGUUCAGGAUAGUAAUGGAUAUACAGCCCUACACCAGGCAGUCAUUAAUGGUGUCGUAAACCUCAUUGGAUUGUUACUUGAACACAAAGCGGAUGUAAAUAUUCAAAAUAAAUUUGGAUUCACACCAUUGCACCUGUCAGCUCUUUCCAGUCACAAAGCUUGCAAUAAGAUAAUCGAUCUCCUGCUGCAGUAUGGAGUGCAAAAUAUAGACAUCCGCGACAUAGAAGGUGGAACUCCUCUUCAAAUGGCAGUGAGAUCUGGUAACGCGCAAGCUGUCAAAAAGCUUGUUGAUCUAGGAGCUGAUGUCAGUCUGGUUAAAGCCGAUGAAAAGGAUGCCAUGAUACUGGAACGCUUGAGGCGCGCUGAAGCGGAGAGCGUGGAGUAA